GCUAGCGUUGCUGACAUCAUUCAGUGACACGUCAACCACACGGAAGGGCUCUCCUCUCCACCUGUACUGCUGAUUAAAGAGCCGUAGUCUUAUAAAAAUGGGUGGUUUUUUCUCCAGUCUCUUCUCGGGGCUCUUUGGCACCAGAGAGAUGAGGAUUUUAAUUCUUGGUUUGGAUGGUGCAGGAAAGACAACCAUUUUGUACCGGUUGCAGGUUGGAGAGGUGGUCACCACAAUUCCCACAAUUGGCUUCAACGUUGAGACGGUCACAUUUAAGAAUCUGAGGUUCCAGGUGUGGGAUCUUGGUGGCCAGACAAGUAUCAGACCCUACUGGCGGUGUUAUUACUCAAAUACAGAUGCAGUCAUCUAUGUCGUUGACAGCAGUGACCGUGACAGGAUGGGCAUCUCAAGGUCGGAGCUGGUGGCCAUGUUGGAGGAAGAAGAGCUGAGGAAAGCCAUCUUGGUGGUGUUUGCAAACAAACAGGACAUGGAACAGGCAAUGACACCUACUGAGGUGGCAAAUGCACUGGGUCUUCCCGCCCUCAAAGACAGGAAGUGGCAGAUCUUUAAGACCUCAGCUACCAAAGGCACAGGCCUGGAUGAGGCCAUGGAGUGGUUGGUGGAUUCACUAAAGAGUCGGCAGUAAAGGACCCCGCCCCUUCUGUAUAUACACCUGACCUUUGACCCUAAUGUAUGAAGCCUUGUGACUGAUGCAGCCUCCCACUCCCCUUGGACCAGUGCACUCCUUCCCUCCUCUGUCCUUCUUUCCCCUCUUUUGAUCCAACUGAAGCCUUUACCCUCCCGAUGCCGAACGCCUUUCAAGCCUGGGACUUAGAACUGACGGCUGCAGUAAUGUCUGGACUGGGACAACACAAACACACAAACUAAGCCCCACCACUAUAUGUUGCACAGGUGACUGAAGGAGCUAAUGGGCUACAGCAACAGAUGGGUAAAGAUGCAUUUGUGAUUUUGGAAAUACACCAAGUUACUGUUGAAAGUCAUCGAUAAUUAUCCAGCAAAUACUAGACAUAUCAAACUGCUGAUUUUAUGAAUUCAUUUAUAGUAAUAACACCUCAGUAAGUUAUUGUGGGUUAAUGGGAAUAAAGGGGCUGUGUAAUCAGAUGUCUGAUGGGUGCUACAUCUGUUGACUUCAGUGAUGGAGAGGUUGUCAGAAGUUGAUCAGAGUUCAAUGAGCACCAUAGUUGGUGAAACAUGGAAUUUUCUAUGAAGACAAAGACAAUUGUGACUAUUUCUUACUAGAUGUUACAACUAGGAAAUAAAACAAGUCCUCACUGUGGAGCAGCAGCUGGUUGAUUGCCAAGUCAUUAGCCAAAUGUUAAGGUAUGCUGGACGAGCCAACAUUGAACACUUUACUUCAAAUUUCCUUUAUGUCAUCCAACUAAGUGUUACUGCAGCCUGUGUUGUGUUUGUACUUUAAUCCAGCAGACGCAAUGCCACAGAUUUGUUUUUCCUUCUUUACUUUUGUGUUUUUCCCAUUUUGAUUUUGAGUAAUUUAGUGUUUAAGGCCUUUUUCCAGUGAUGCAGCUUUGGCAUAUUAGUCAUGUAGUUACUGAACACUAACUGUAUGCUCAAAGUUUUUUGGUUGCAUAUUUAUAUCUGCUUGUACAGUGAAAAUGAUUCUCAGUAAAGAAUGCUAUUGGUGAUUGUA
Sphaeramia orbicularis (orbiculate cardinalfish) is the source of this 1666-nucleotide messenger RNA. RefSeq names its product ADP-ribosylation factor-like 1 (gene arl1). Lineage: Eukaryota; Metazoa; Chordata; Actinopteri; Kurtiformes; Apogonidae. The transcript has 6 exons. Gene Ontology annotation, molecular function: GTPase activity; GTP binding. The coding region runs from base 98 to 643 and encodes 181 amino acids. The record is from RefSeq and is a predicted model, not a curated record.